CGUGUCGGAGUAGUAAUCCUGAUUACAUUUCCUGCAUCGGCAACUUUCCAUCAGUCGAUGACUGGCAGUGCUCCGUAACGGCGGACCGUAUCGCGCACCUUAAAAUGGCUGCAUGCAGUUCGGGCUCCGGAUUUGACGACGAGCUCCAGCCACCGGAUCGUGUGUUAAGUUUUUACAGCAACUCCACCAUUUUGGUAACGGGUGGGACCGGCUUUCUUGGCAAGGUGCUGCUCGAAAAGAUACUUCGCUGUUUGAACGUGCGAAAAGUGUUUCUAGCCGUCCGGUCUAAGGAUGGACGCAACGCGGACGAACGGUUGCAGGAUCUGCUCAAGGAUGUGAUAUUCGAUAGGUUGCGGAUGGCUUACACCGUCGACCAGCUGCUCGAACGUAUCGAAGCGGUAGAAAUUUCACUCGAAGAACCAAACGGUGGCGAAGGAUUAAGCAUGGACAGUGUGAAAGAGGGCCGGUUGCUGGUGGAAACGGAGCUGAUAUUCAAUGUGCUUGCGUCGGUGAAGUUCAACGAAUGCAUAAAAAAUGCCAUCGGUACGAAUGUGGGCGGUACGAGACGGAUACUGCAGCUGGCGCGGCGUAUGCACCGGCUAAAGUCCGUUGUGCACGUUUCUACCCUUUAUUCGAACUGUGAUCGAACACGGAUUCAGGAACGGGUUUAUCCGGACUCGCCACUUAAUCCCGACAGUGUGCUGCAGCUGUCAAAAAUGUUAUCCACCGAUGAGAUGAGCCAGUUACAGCACUGUCUGCUCGGCGAGCUGCCCAACACGUACACGUUCAGCAAAAAGUGUGCCGAGUCAUUAAUCCAGCAAGAAUUUGCCGACCUUCCGAUAGGCAUCUUCCGACCACCGAUAGUGCUUUCGACGUACCGGGAACCGAUCGCUGGCUGGACGGAUAAUCUGAACGGCCCGGCCGGACUGUGCCUGUGGACGGUGAAGGGCUACGUGCGUGUGAUUCGCGGAAAUGGGCACAAAAAGGCUAACCUAGUUCCGGUGGAUUACUGCGUGAACGCACUGCUGGUGGCGUGCUUUGAUGUGGCCGAACGAUCGAUAGGUCGACGGCAGCAGCACGACCCAGAACCGGUCGAGUCCGCGGAGGCUUGGGAAUCACCGCAACUGGUCCCGGUGUACAACUACAUGUACGAGCAGGCGAACCUUACCUGGGGACGCUACAUGAGCUCGGUGUCGAUGGGAUUCGACGGGUGGAUCAAGCGACUGUGCUGGCACCAUGCGUACGCGAUUGUAUCGAACAGGGCACUGUUUCGAGUGCUGUCCGUCUGCUGCCACACAGUUCCGGCCUGGCUGCUCGAUUUGGUGCGCCGUCUUCGAGGAAAGCGUCCACUCUACCGGCGAAUGGUUACGAAAACGAACCGCUUCCUGGAAACGAUGGCGUACUUUGGGCUGCGAGAGUGGCACAUAGCAAACGAAAACGUGGUCCGCCUGCGGACGCUACUGACGCCCACCGAAGCGUCGAUGCUCGAAUUCGAUUUGUCCACCAUCGACUGGGACGAGUACUUCCAGUCGUACAUUCCCGGCAUCCGGCGCUACUUCCUUGCCGAGCGUGGGCUCAGCAAACAGCCGGUCGGGUCGGGUCGGGUGAAAAGCUUGCAGUGGCAUCGAAGGGCACAGUUUCUGUAUCGACUGGCGUGCAAGCUGCUGUGGGUUUACGUCUGCCUUAAGCUGGGCCACCGAUUGUACGUGGUACGCAAUUUAUUUUCGAUUUUGAUCUCUUAAAGAUUUGUCGCACGCGGUGUUGCGUCCCAAGGUCGGAGUUGGACGAGCACGCACAGAUGUGAAAUAUGUCGCGACGGAUGAACUAGAUUGGUAAGUGAAUUGAGUGUCUAGCGAUUGGGCAAAAGGGUUGGGCCAAAUAAGGGGGAAAAAAUAAAUAAAAUUGUACUGUGUUCGGAA
Molecule: messenger RNA, 1919 nt
Organism: Anopheles stephensi (Asian malaria mosquito)
Lineage: Eukaryota; Metazoa; Arthropoda; Insecta; Diptera; Culicidae
Product: fatty acyl-CoA reductase wat
Exons: 7
Coding region: 105-1742 (545 amino acids)
Biological process (GO): long-chain fatty-acyl-CoA metabolic process
Cellular component (GO): peroxisome
Molecular function (GO): alcohol-forming very long-chain fatty acyl-CoA reductase (NADP+) activity
Source: RefSeq, a predicted model, not a curated record